AAACCGGCGGCUACAGGGUGGGGCUACCAAUGCCAAUUUACAAUUUUCUAGUGUUCGUCAUAGAAUAGAAUUAGAAAACUCGGACGAACUUUCACUUGUUCAACUACAAAUGGCAACGACUAUGAUGGAGUCCAAGAAAUUACCGGCUCAUAAUAGUCUCUUCGCCCUCAAUCUUUCCUCUGUUUUUUCGUUCAAUCACUCGUUCUUGUUCGCCUAAACCAAGUUAGUGAUGAUGAGGUCCUGGAACCCUGCUUAUCCUCCAAAGGAUGCCAUACCAUGGUGUCGAGAGGCCAAGUCCUUCUGUACUUCAGUCAAAGUAAUUGGGAUUUCAGCAGCGUGCUUGGUGGGAUUCUUUGUUUUGUAUUCUGCAAUGGAAAACAAGCCUUUCUAUGGCCAGAGGACGAGUGACUCGGGGCCUUGGAGAAAAGAUGUUGAUUUCGAUGAUAUUAUAAGGCGGACCAGGGAAAUGGGAGAAUAUUUUGCCCAGCCAGUCCAGGAACCAAAGGACAAGCUUCUUGGUGGCCUUCUACCGGAAGGAUUAGAUGUAAAUUCAUGUGUAAGUAGGUAUCAGUCAGCCUUGUACAGAAAGGUACAGAAACACCAGCCUUCUUCCUAUCUGGUCUCCAGGUUGAGAAAAUAUGAAGCCCUGCAUAAACAAUGUGGACCAUUUACAGAGUCCUACAACAGAAGCUUGGAAUAUCUUAAGUCAGGAAGCCACAGCCAAUACACAAAUUCCACAGGUUGCAAGUACGUUAUAUGGACUCCCCCAAUCCAUGGUUUAGGAAACAGAAUACUUAGUUUGGCAUCUGCUUUUCUCUAUGCUCUCCUAACAAAUAGAGUCCUACUUGUUGAUCCAGAAAGUGAAGUUCCUGAUCUUUUCUGCGAACCAUUUGAGGUUUCUUGGUUACUUCCCUCUGAUUUCCCUCUAAUUGGCAACUUCAGUGGCUUUGAUAAAAACUCUCCUCAGAGUUUUGGAACACUGCUGAAAAAUAUUAGUCGUGGUAGUUCGAAUUCAUCUUCCCUGCCACCCUAUAUUUAUCUCCAUCUACUCCAUGACUAUGAUGAUGAUAACAAGCGUUUCUUUUGCAAUCAAGAUCAACCUGUCGUCCAGAAUGUGACUUGGCUGAUUGCCAAAUCAAACGUGUAUUUUGCACCAGCUCUUUUUUCAGUUUCAACUUUUCAGCAAGAAAUUAGCAGUCUCUUUCCAGAUUUAGGAACUGUGUUCCAUCACUUGGGCCGUUAUCUCUUCCAUCCCACGAACUUUGUUUGGGGGCUUAUCACCACGUAUUACGACACUAACUUAGCUAGAGCAGAUGAAAGGAUAGGCAUCCAAAUACGAGUAUUUGAGAAAGAUCCUGAGCUUAAAUUGUUAGAUCAGAUUAUGGCGUGUGCAGCGAAGGAAAAUCUACUGCCACUAGUGAAUGGGACAGAACCUGUUGCCAGCCAAUCUCUUAAGACUAAAGCUGUUUUGAUAGCUUCUUUAGAAUAUGGCUACUUUAAGGCAAUGAGAAGCAUGUACUGGAAACAUUCCACGGUCACAGGAGAAGUGAUUGAAGUACACCAGCCAAGUCAUGAAAAAUAUCAGUACAAUGAUAAAAAGAUGCACAAUAUAAAAGCAUGGGCAGAAAUGUAUCUGUUGAGCUUGACUGAUAAGCUGGUGACAAGCGCAGAUUCGACUUUUGGUUAUGUAGCUCAUAGUCUUGGAGGUUUGAAGCCAUGGAUCCUUUACAAGCCUGAGAAUCAUGUAGCCCCUGAUCCACCAUGUAGGCGUGCUGUGUCAAAGGAACCAUGUAUGCAUGCCCCUCCGUAUUUUGAUUGCAUAACAAAACAAUGGACUGGCCCAGGUGCUAAACUUGAUCCUCACGUACAGCAUUGCGAUGACAAGUGGUAUGGUAUUAAAUUUAUUGACAGAGAAGAGAACUUGUGACCUUUUUUUACAAAUCAUGAAAAAAUAGAAUCAGAUUAUAAUCUCUCUUGAGCACCUCACGUCUUGCAGUGAUCUAGUCGAAAUUUAGUUUCUUCUUCUAUCAUGGAUUGGCUGAAGACCACUUUACUACUCAAUUUUGCUACAGGGCUGUAGUCGUUUCAGUUUGACAAUUAAAACUAGGAAUUAGUGACAUUAAUUGGCCUCAGUAUUGCUACUGUAGGUCCUGUAAAUCAGUAAAGGCUGUAAUUUUGGAGAAGGCAUGAUAAUUUCAUUAGAAAUUUGUGACGUUUCUUGAUACUUUUUUUUUUCAACAGCCUGAAUCAGACUUUUGUUGUUUUAUAAACCUAAUCCCAGAAUUAACCUCAAAAGCCGGCAACUCUUGAGGCAAUCCCAGGGACUUAUAUCCCAACCCAAACCCAACCCCAACCCCGAUGUGGGACAAAUGUACCUAUAGGGGGGACCUGCUGCUAAGUGGGAUACUACCACCCAAUACCCUUUCAACCCUGAGGCAAUUUGUCUUUUUUCAACAGCCUGAAUCAGACUUUUGUUGUUUUAUAAACCUAAUCCCAGAAUUAACCUCAAAAGCCGGCAACUCUUGAGGCAAUCCCAGGGACUGACGUUUCUUGAUACUUGAUAGGGGAAUUUUCCAGAAGCUAUUGUAUUGUGCAUGCUUUGACAAUGCUAUUCCUUUCUUGUGCUUGUCCUUGGAAGUUGAUAGCAUAAAAGUGGACAAAGCAUUAAUCCUCUAGUCAUCAAGUGCAUCACCAGUUUUGUGCAAUAUGAACAAGAUAAGAGAUAUGAGACCUUAUGUAUAUUUCAGAGAAGUAUGACUGACAUUUGCACAAGAUAAGAGAUAUGAGACGUUAUGUAUGUUUUAGAGAAGUAUAACUUACAUUCCUGAUGUAAAAAGCAACAAUUUUUUUGCAGAUGUAGGUAGCAAUAUGAUGUAAAUGAGUUUUAAUAUGUCUCAUAGAGUUGUGCAGCUGUAAAUGGAAUAGUUUUUGCAGCAUCAAGAUUGGAGUUGUAGUGUUUAAUUGUUCCUGUAGAUUAAGUUAGCUUGGUUCCAUUGCUGCACCUGCAGCAUAUUGGAAUCAUAUUAUAGUGCUAUAAAUCCAAAUGAGGUUCUUUAA
Coffea arabica (coffee) is the source of this 3057-nucleotide messenger RNA. RefSeq names its product probable fucosyltransferase 8. Gene Ontology annotation, cellular component: membrane; Golgi apparatus. Gene Ontology annotation, biological process: cell wall biogenesis; xyloglucan biosynthetic process. Gene Ontology annotation, molecular function: galactoside 2-alpha-L-fucosyltransferase activity. Lineage: Eukaryota; Viridiplantae; Streptophyta; Magnoliopsida; Gentianales; Rubiaceae. The record is from RefSeq and is a predicted model, not a curated record.